GGAACGGUCGGAUCUCAUCUGAGGUCGUCGCGCGUGUACCCACCCGAGGAGGAAGAAGAGCACGCAGCCGCGGCGCCACGUGCGUCGCCGGCUCGCCGCACCGCAAGCUCGCCGUCGAGCCGCUGGCCCCACGGCAGCCAAGCGCCUCCGCCCGCAGAGCCGUCCGGCGCCAGCCCCAGGGUCGAGCGGAGAGGAACCAGGCCCCGCCGCCACCCACACCGACCGGUAUUUGCCCGGCGGCGCUUUGGGGCGGCAGCAGGGCAGGGGGACCGGGAGGAGAAGCGAGGGAAGCGGCGGGCUAGGGUUUUCCUCCGCGUCGCUCCCGGGAUGGGAGGGGAAACCGCCUCGUGUCUUGCCUCGGUCGGUGUAUAACUCGGAUGCGCCGGUCCAUAUAAACCGUCGACGACUGCACACAGCGCGCCUGACCGGCGAAAACACACCCUAUGGGCCGAGCUCGGCGUGACCGCGGCUCUGCAACGAGCAAGUCUGAUGCGGCCGAUGGAGCAAAACCGCCAACUGGAUCUUCUACAACUCAUGUGAGGCAGAGUGUUCUGUAUUCGGCCCGAAGGGGACCUCGAGGCAGAAAAGGACGACCGGUGGAGGAGCAUACAGGUGAGGUGAGCAACAGUGAGCUUGGGCAUACAAGUGCAGACCUGUCACAGUUUGAUGCCCUGACGCUGAAUACCACACCUCCUACACUUCAAUUAUCUGAUAGGGUCGAGGAGCAUUCUACCGAGGUGAGAAGCACUGGGCCUAACGGUACAGGUGCAGACCUGUCAAAAGAUGAGGGCAUUUCGCUGAAUGUCACAUCUCCUGCAUAUGAGUCAACUGAUGGGGCUGUGGUGCAUGGCAGCAACAUGGACAUCGGUGUGCCUGAUUCUACAAUUGAGAAGCAACCAGCUGUUCAGGAAGCAUUAUCCCCGAGGUCAGAAGAAAGGCGGCGGAGAAUAAAUCAAUACCUCGCUGAACAUACAUAUAAUGACGUCUUAGAGGCCAUGGUUGCUGUGAAAAAUGGCUUCUGCAACCCACCCAAAAAGGUUUCCAACCCCAACAAGUCAUCAGAAAAGCUUUCCUUGCCUGAUUCACCACAGUCUCCGCAUCGACUGGAUACUCAAUCCUCGCAGACAAAAAUACAGUGUGGAGAAUCUACAAAACAAAUCAUUAAAAACGGGAAACUAUGGAUGGAGAAGGAAGUCAUGAAGGCUUUUAAGAAGUGCAUCAUAGAAGGGGAGGGAUUGAGAGGUGUGAAGUUUGAACUAGACGAGCUUCUGCACCAGUGUUUCAGUGUGGAGACACAUGAGAAGAUGUUCCACCACUACAACUUCACGGUGAGGAUGAAGGAAGCUGGCUCAGACAAGUGGUCAUCAACUCUCUAUUUUGCGCAAGUGAAGGAAAUGUAUGGUCGAAAGUUUUAUUUCUGCUAUCCACUGGAUCCAAAUGAAGAUGGUAUCUGUUAUGCGUGCAAGAAUCAGGGGAUGGAUGCAUUGCGGCACCCUGCCGUUCCUAUCGGAUACGAGACUGGCCAGCCUGAUGCGGGACGUCCCUUCGUCGAUGACGACUCUGAUGAUGAUUGCAGUAUAAAACUAGACAAUGACGAUUUUGUGUGGGCCUUCGAACAGGUCUUCUGCAAGGGAGUACGCUCCUGAGUACAUUUUCUGUUGUGUCUGUACUCUGUACUCUGUAAUAGUGAAUGGUUUUCAUGUUAGAAGAAACGGUGACUACCCUGUGCUUGAGUUGUGCAAACACCUCCAAUCGCCACUUGCCAAUACUCACUGCGUUGAGAAAUGUAGGCGUACUCGGACUACUAAAUUGAACUUUGAUGGUGGACUUCU
Messenger RNA from Triticum dicoccoides, 1832 nucleotides. RefSeq lists its product as uncharacterized. Bases 444 to 1646 code for a protein of 400 amino acids. NCBI's taxonomy places the organism in Eukaryota, Viridiplantae, Streptophyta, Magnoliopsida, Poales, Poaceae. The record is from RefSeq and is a predicted model, not a curated record. The transcript has 9 exons.